Molecule: messenger RNA, 3771 nt
Organism: Dreissena polymorpha
Lineage: Eukaryota; Metazoa; Mollusca; Bivalvia; Myida; Dreissenidae
Product: protein kinase C-binding protein NELL1-like
Exons: 13
Coding region: 500-2068 (522 amino acids)
Molecular function (GO): protein binding; calcium ion binding
Source: RefSeq, a predicted model, not a curated record
AGCUCGUGCUGGUCGCGUGAGGGUAUCAGACCGCGCGCGUGGCUUUUCUAUCUAGUCUCGUCUGCCGAGUUGACUGUGAAGCAGACGAAUAAAAAAAGCGUGGACAAUAGUGAAAAAUAAAAAUGACUAAAAGAAAUUUGAUGAAAUGGGAAAAUGCUAUAGUGGCUCACUGUUUUGUGUUUUAUAUCGAUAAAUUUGAUUGUGUGCUGAUUCAUUGAAAGGAUUUGGAUUUUAGUGAAAUUAUUCCAUUUCAGAGUGUCUGUAGGCAUUUGGAAUAUAAAAAGGAUUUUAGUGCGGAGCGCAUAUAAAACUGUACAAUAUUCUCUGUGUUGAUGACUAAUCUACAGGUUCGUCGAUUUUCACAAGGAGGUACCAUACCAAUCAACAGAAGAAAAGUGUAUCACAUAUUUAGGGAUUUACGACCAGUGUGGACAGAAUAGGGAUAUGACAGUAUGUUUAUUAUAAGGAGAACUUUGGGUAGAAAAGAUAUAGGACAGGCAUGGGAAUUAGGACUUGUCUAUGUAGUGCGCAUUCUCUGGUCUUCAUGCUCGGUUGUAUAGCAGCGGGAUUAAGUUUCGGUACAUCAUCUACAGUUGUUCUUGAUCUUCUUGAAAGCAUCAAUCGCACAGAGAAAGGCUUCACAGUAGUUCCAGGCCCAGACGCAUCACAGACAGCCCUAUUCCUUCAGGAUUCAACCAUAAAUUUUGAUCUCACAAGUAGAGCACUACGCGACGCCUUGAUGUUGUUCCGAAGCAGCAAUGACGUCACUAUCCUGGCAACCGUCAGACAGGAGGCUGGCGAUUCCGGGAGUAUCAUAACUUUUGCAAAUGGUCAAAUCAGGUACCUCGACGUGGAGAUCAGUGGCCCUAGAGACGAGAUUCGUCUUCACUACCUUCAUAGUAACCAGGGUCACGUAGCAACAUUCCCAUAUAGACUAGGAGACAACCAUUGGCACAGCCUGGCAUUAACAUUCACAGACACUCAUGUGACUCUGAGACUCAAUUGUAGCAAACUGUAUGAGCGUGUUAUUUUACCUCUAGACUUGAAACAUUUAGCUGACAGCGAGGCAAGGCUGGCCCUAGGCAGCAGAGACUGGUCUGACCAUUUCAGAAUUGCAAUUAGCGAAUUGAAAAUCGUCACAAACACGGGCGGGUCUAUCGACGGUUGCAGAAGUCCCCCGUCGUCUUUAAGAUCGUGCCCAUCCUGUGCAGAAUUCCAGAUUUCUCAAAGCCAAAGUAGCCUCCUGUAUUCCCAAUUCCAAGUUCUCCAUACCAUGGCUCUUCUCACCUACGAAGACCGCAUAUCCGGUCUUGAGCAGUGCCGUUGCAUGGAGAAGUGCGGUAGUCAAGUCAGCCAGCAACCAAUAUUAUUUCAAAAGGACCAGUGUACGAUUUGCGUGUGUCAGAAUGGGAGCAUUGAAUGUAGACAGACGCAGUGUCCGGCGCUCGACUGUGUGCCGUCCACGAUAGAGCCUGAUGAAUGCUGUCCGACUUGCUUUAAAAAACAAAAACAGUGUUAUUAUCAUGGCGUGUUUUAUCAGCAUGGCGCGCAGAUGAGCCCUAGACCAUGUCACACAUGCGUAUGCGAUGACGGUGUGAUGCAGUGUGACCGACAGGACCCUAUUACGUCUUGUCCAAAGCUUGGAUGCUCUGGAGACGAUGUUAUUUACGUGCAGGGCCAGUGUUGUCCAAUAUGCAGAGGAACAAACUUUUGUUCUGCUGGUCACAACUGUCACCCAAAUGCAACGUGCAUUAAUUUGGCUACACGGUCAACCUGUCAGUGCCGACGGGGUUUCCAAGGGAACGGAACCGUUUGUGAAGACAUAAACGAGUGUUUAGAAACCGGUGGUAAAGACGGCCACUAUUGCCACAGCGACCAAGUUUGCGAAAACACAAUGGGCUCCUACAAAUGUAAAUGUUCCACUGUUCAUAGCCAGCGCGAGGACCGCACGUGCCCCAGUUCUUUUAACGGACAGGAGGCCCUGUUUCAGAUUACGUGGUCCAGGAAAUUUACCAUUUCUGUGAUUUUAGUUUAUUUUUGUUUUGUGAAAUGUUGGAUCCUGAGAUGAUAAUGGACCGUUGUAAUUGUGUGUCUGUCUUGAAUAGACGUAAAUGUGUAAAUACCAAUACGUGCACAAGUAUGUACCAUCUGAAAAAAAACAGCUUAAAUUAGUGGUACGUGCGGUUAUGUCAUUCAUGAUAACAGCAAAAUCGCUUCAUUGUGUAUUACAACUGGUUUAAUGAUUUAAUAAAACAUGCUUAUUUUGCAUGUGUUGCAAAAUUAAAUUUACCAAAAAAAUGCGUGAUAUAUGUAAAGAUGAAACUUCCAGUGAUAAAAAAUAUGUCGUGUGUAAUUAAUGUUGAUCGGCCAAAGCAUGUUUGCCAUGCAUAUUUGCCAAAAAUAUUGUGCAUUGUUAAUCAGAUCUUUAAACAAUUAAAUAUGUAUGCAUUUGAGUAAGCCGAUUGUUUGUUGUCCGUUUUACAUUCUUGUUUUUAUAUUUGUAUAUUCUUAGAAAGUAUAUCUAAUUAAAUGUAUAAAGAUGAAUGUAACAAUCAUUUGUUAAUAAUGUAAUUUUUUAGUGCACAUGUGGUUAUUGUACAUAUAUAAUACCAAAACAUGAUUUAUUGUACAAAUUUUGUUUUUAUUUUAUUGCGUCUAUCAAAAUAUGUUGUUAACAUACAUUUACAUUAAGUAAUGUUUUCAUAUCGUGUCCUGCAAUAUCGUAGGCUUGCAUUCUUACACAUUCAUAAAUUAAAUAUUAUCAGAAUAUUCGUCUGAACAAUCAAUCGAGUAAUUUGUUCAUUUGGUCAUUGUUCCCGGUUAUUUUUAUUAUAUUCAUAAAAUGUUUAAAAAGAUAUUCGAACAUACAUCAACCAUUUUGUUGCAUUGAUGUUUUAGCGUAGAUCAUUUAUAAGAUAGGUUGUGUUUUCUUUUAACAUAUACAUACAUAUGAUCUUCAUGCACGAUAUACGUGUAUUAUUUCACGCACGAUAUACGUGUAUUAUUUCAUGCACGCUAUACGUGUAUUAUUUCAUGCACGCUAUACGUGUAUUAUUUCAUGCUCGAUAUACGUGUAUUAUUUCAUGCACGAUAUACGUGUAUUAUUUGAAGCCUGAUGAUUAACAAUAGUGUCAUUGUAUUCCUACAUUUAAACUGUUUUCCGAGUUACGAACAGCAAUCUGUUUGCCACCAAAAUAAUUUGACUACUUAAUUUUAAAGCAUACAUUCAUUUAACGUAACAUCAUAUUGUUGUCUCAAGACCAACCAAAAGCUCUUAAUCUCAUUAUAUCAUCAAGACAUUGGUUUUACCUAAUCACAAUACUUGGAUCCCAUACCACUGCGGGAUUCCCACAGCACAGGACAGUGUUUCGAUUAACUUUCUCGUGUUUGUUACGUGUUCAAGUUGUUCUUAAGUUAAAUUCUUUUAACACGAAGAUUAUUCAUCACUGCAUUUUUAAUGGAACGUGUUUAAUGUCACAAACGGAAUUUAUUGUAUGUGUUGUCAUCAUGAUAUAACAUGGAAUAAUAGGCAUAUUAAAUGUACGCAAUAUAGUGUUACUGUUGUACAGACAUAGUGUCGCUUAGUCAGCUAGAUUUGUGAUUCUAGUAGUUUGUACAAGGAGAAAAAUAACAUCCAUCAGCUCCAUCAGUAUUUUGCUCUUCGGCCAGUUAUUAUCGUGAUAGUUUUGCAAAUCUAUUUAUGUUUAAAACUUUCACUACUACCUCGGUAAAUUGUAUGUAUAUAUUAAGCCAAUAAAUCCUUAAUGUUUA